Messenger RNA from Cheilinus undulatus (humphead wrasse), 4538 nucleotides. Its product is annotated as myogenesis-regulating glycosidase-like. Gene Ontology annotation, biological process: skeletal muscle fiber development; carbohydrate metabolic process. Gene Ontology annotation, molecular function: hydrolase activity, hydrolyzing O-glycosyl compounds. Bases 1472 to 3157 code for a protein of 561 amino acids. The transcript is spliced from 5 exons. The record is from RefSeq and is a predicted model, not a curated record. Lineage: Eukaryota; Metazoa; Chordata; Actinopteri; Labriformes; Labridae.
UCCAUCAUGAAGAAAUGGAAGGAAUAUGGCACAUGUGUGAAUCUGCCUAGAUCAGGCCGUCCUCACAAACUGAGUGACCACGAAUGAAGAAGACUAGUAAGAGAGGCCACCAAGACACCUAUCACUACACAGAGGGAGUAAUAAGCUUCAGCAGCUGAGAUGGGAGAGACUCUUUAUAUAACAACUGUUGCCUGGGUCUUCACCAGUCAAAAUAUAGGAAAAUCCCGGAGGACGAUCUUAUUCAGUCUGCAAGAGAACUAUGGCUUGGGAAAAGAUGUAAUUUUCAGAAAGACAAUGACCCGAAGCAUACAGCAAAAGCUACACAGAAAUGAUUCAAAGACAAAAAUUUGCUCUGUUCACUCUUGAUCCCCAUACAAUUUGACAGAGCUUGAGCAGUUUUGCAAAGAAUGGAGUAAAAUUGCAGUGUCCAGAUGUGCAUGCUUGAUUGAGACCUAUCCACACAGACUCAGUGCUGUGAUUGCAACCAAAGGUGCAUCUACUGAAUAUGGAUUUGAAGGAAGUGAGUAUUUAUGCAGUCACUUAUUUUACCUUUGAUAUUUUCAUUUAAUUUGCAUUACUUUGUAGAAAUCUGUUUUACAUUUGAAAUCUAAGAGGUUUUUGGGAUGUGUCAUAAAAGCCAAAAUUUGUAUUGACCAACCAUGACUGAUUUAUAAAAUCAAUAAAAGGGUAAAACAUCCAAUGGGGUGAACUCUUUUUAAAGGCAUUGUAUUUUAUUAAAUACAGUACCAGCUUUUUAAAAAUCUUUUCAAAAGUUGGCUAUUGAGAAUCUUCACAAUUUUCUGCAUGCAUAGUGUCUCAAAUUAGCAUUGGACUAUCAAUAUGGCUGAAGAUGAAUAUUUCUUUAAAUCAAUCUAAUGCUCAGAUAAGCUUACCAAAAGGAGAGGGGAAAAAAUGAUUUUUAACUUUAACAUUAAACCUCCGAUGUCACUAGAUGCCAAAAAUGGGUGCAGAGAGGUUUUCAUAGGGGUGCCAAUCUGGUCUCGAAAAAGACUGACAUAUGACAGCGUUAAGUGAACAUACAUCUGUAUUUUACUCCCCUUUUUAUUGAUAACAAGUACAUUUCUGUAGUUGUUUUAGUUUCUAGACCUGUUCUUCUCAUUGCUUUAGAAGAACAAAACUAUUUUUCCCAUUGCAUCAGUGUCUAAAGGUAAAAAAAAAUGGUGUCAUUACAAAAAAAAAAAAAAAAAAAAGCUUUUGAAGUGUACUGCACUCAAAUGACCUUGGCACUGCUUUCCUUUUGUAUGUGCUGAGUUCUACCAAAAAACAGCUGCCUGUCUGCCAUGUGAGGAUGCUAAAUGGAAAGCCAGAUGACACUGACACAUGAUUAUACCUAUCUGACACUCUAGAUCUGGACUCCUGUUCAAAGGAGGGAAAUAUUCUGAGCUGCACUCAAUCAAAUACUGGCAAACUCAACUUCUUUAUCCAGACGGUUCGAUUUAAGGACACGGUGAUGUGUUACCGUGUUCGCUGGGAGGAGCUGCAACAGAAGCGCUUGGUGGAGCAUACCAUGGCUUAUAAUGACUCUCACUGGUAUGGAGGGGCAGAGACAGCAACACAGUACUGGCCUAUCAGGAUCCAGGGAGAGGAGGAACCACAGCCUUUUAUCACCAGCGAUGUCUACUCAAAUCGGAAAGCUUUUGGAGGAAUCUUGGAGCGCUACUGGUUGUCUUCUAAUGCCACAGCCAUCAAGAUCAAUGACACAGUUCCGUUUCAUUUGGGCUGGUCCGAGAAGGACAGGACACUUAGGUUCCAGGCCAGAUAUGAGAAUUCUCCUUUCAGACCACCAGAGGGUCAGCCAGCCUUUCCUGAACUCAGCUACAGAGUUUGUGUCGGGUCGGAUGUUACCUCUAUCCACAAAUACAUGGUGCGCCGGUAUUUCCCAAAGCCCAUCAAGGCCCCAUCUCAAGAAGUGUUCAGAAAACCUCUGUGGUCCACGUGGGCUCUCCACAAAACAGCUGUGACUCAGGAAAAGCUGCUGGGCUUUGCUUCUGACAUCACAAAACAUGGCUUUGCAUGUUCCCACCUGGAGUUGGACGAUCGCUACACUGCAGACUAUGGAGAGUUUGACUUUGACCCUCAGAAGUUCCCUAAUGCCAGCGGCAUGUUUGAAAAGCUCAGAGAAGAUGGCUUUCAAGUGUCGCUCUGGACACAUCCUUUCGUCAACUAUGACUCCAUAAAUUUUGGCGUUGCUGUGGAGAAAGGCUUGUUUGUGCGUGAACCGAGCGGUGAGCUGCCAGCUCUGGUUCGCUGGUGGAACGGCAUAGGAGGAAUCUUGGAUUUUACCAAUCCAGAAGCCCGUGAGUGGUAUUCUUCACAUCUUCAUAUGCUCAAAAGUCGCUACAAUGUGGCGUCCUUCAAGUUUGAUGCAGGAGAGACCAGCUACCUCCCUCGUCAGUUUAGCACCCUGGUACCACUGUCUGACCCCUCCACCUUCACCCGCCGCUACACAGAGAUGGCAAUACCGUUCAGUGAGCGUGCAGAGGUAAGGGUGGGCUACCAGAGUCAGGACAUCUCCUGCUUCAGCAGAAUCAUUGAUCGAGACUCUGUGUGGGGGUAUGAGCUUGGCCUCAAGUCUAUCAUCCCCACUGUUCUGACAAUCAGCAUUCUUGGCUACCAGUUUGUCCUACCUGAUAUGAUUGGAGGGAAUGCAUACCCAAACCGCACUGCAGGUGUCUUGGACGGCAAAAAUGGCCUUCCAGACAGAGAGCUGUACAUCAGAUGGUUGGAGCUGUCUGCCUUCAUGCCUGCCAUGCAGUUUUCUAUACCACCAUGGGCUUAUGAUGAGGAGGUGGUAGAGAUUGCACAGAAGUUCACAGAGCUCCACGAGUCUCUGGUGGCCCCAAGGGUGUUGGAACUGGCAAGUGAGGUUCUUGACACAGGAGACCCAAUCAUAAGGCCUCUCUGGUGGAUCGCCAAUGAAGACGAGGCGGCCUACAAGAUUGACUCCCAGUUCCUGAUUGGGGAUGACCUGAUGGUGGCCCCGGUGUUAGAGCCAGGGAAGCAGGAGAGGGAUAUCUACCUGCCUGCAGGACGAUGGAGAAGCUACAAGGGGGAACAUUUUGAUAAAGGCCCCAUAUACCUCACUGACUACCCUGUGGACCUGGAUGAGAUAGCUUAUUUCAUAUGGGUUCACUGAGAUAAUUAAGAGAUACAUAAACACAACCAUACUCCACAUGAACAUUCUUAUGAGCACACAUGCCAAGUAAGAGAGGGAAAUGUUUGCUUUUUUUUAAAAGGGAAAUGACCACUAAGGGAUCUGCUGCCCAAGCAGAAUGUGAUUUUAAAACAUUAACCUCAUGUCUCCUCUGACCUGCUGACCUUUAUGUGAACUUGUGCCUGCUGAUUUUAAACAGUCCGUCCAAAGAAUUAGAAAGAAAACCUGUUUUCACUUCUGAUUCUCUUGUUCCAUCCUUAAUCCUAAAAAUCCUCAUCCUCAUGUGCCUUCCACAGCCAAUAGUAAAACCGAUCUGAUUGUAUCAUCACCACAGUCUUCCACUGAGUCAGUAAGUUGUUUUUUCUUCCCACAGCUACUGUAAAUUUAGUUUUAGGGUGAAUGCUAUUUUAUCCUGCCUUGUGUUAAUUUUAAUGCAGGGGAGAUAAAAUAGCUGUGUGAUAAGACAAAUUAUAUGUCUCUUUAUUGAUGCUUGAUGGCGUUGGGCAAUGAAUCGGCAAUAAAUAAUAACUCAGAGUGCUUGUCUAACCUUAUCUAACUGCAGCAAGUGCUGCGUUAGGGAACUCCUUAAGUUCAUUACUAACUAUGUAGAACUUACAAUGCAUUAACUUGUUUGCACAGAUAACUUGUCAUUUUUCUUUGUUUGUUGUGUAUUUAUUAACUUCUUAGGGAAUUUUCUAGUGAAUGUGCCAUUAAUUCAACACUGGUUUUAAAUAAUGACUGCUUUUCAUGGUCACAGCCUUUUAAUUUGAACAUUCCUUAACCUGUAGUGCCAUUUUGUCAUUCUUAGUGCCAAAAUCUAUCUACUGCUGUAUGCUGUUACCCAUCUGCACAAUUUAAACUCACAGCUCAGGGUAGAUUUUAAAGAAUACAUUUGUCCUGCUGUAUGUUAGUCAAUAGAGUUCUCCAAGAUUUGUGUAUUUAAAAGUGCCAUCCAUUCUGCCUUGUGACUUUCUUUGCCUUAUCAGCUGAACUAGCACACAGAGUAAUAACUGUAUAUACACACAGUGAUAUGCCUGAUGCUUUGCACCUUUACAAUGAGAGUAAUCAGUAAUGUUUCAGUAAUGUUUAGAAGUUAAUGGGUACUUUUAUUCUAAAUAUGAGAUUCCUGUCAGCUAUCUGGAUUUGGUCAUCUGCUCCUUCACAAUGUUUGCUGGCAUGAGUAAAGCACAUUACAAGUUAAAUCGUUUGAAUGCCUUGCCUGAGAAUAAUCCUACUAUAUAAGCUAGAAUCAAUCCUGUUUUUUGAAAUGUAUAAUUUAGUAUGCACAAAGUUCUUAUGGGAUAACAGCAUCUGUCAAAUUGGACUACUGUUUUUUUGUUUGAAGAAAAUGAAGUAUUCUUGC